Messenger RNA from Trichoplax adhaerens, 822 nucleotides. RefSeq lists its product as uncharacterized. Gene Ontology annotation, biological process: protein phosphorylation. NCBI's taxonomy places the organism in Eukaryota, Metazoa, Placozoa, Uniplacotomia, Trichoplacea, Trichoplacidae. The transcript is spliced from 8 exons. The annotation marks the transcript as partial. Gene Ontology annotation, molecular function: protein kinase activity; ATP binding. The record is from RefSeq and is a predicted model, not a curated record.
UGGCAAAAGGAGAAGCUGUUAGGUGCUGGCGCGUUUGGCCAAGUAUAUUUGGGCUAUGACAAGACCAAUAAGCGCUAUAUUGCUAUAAAGCAAGUUAAGACAUAUAGUAAUGAUCAUGCACGCAAGGAAGUAGAAGCUCUAAAAGCAGAGAUUGAAUUACUACGAAAAUUAAGACAUGAUAGAAUCGUUUCUUAUUAUGGAGCCGAAUAUAAUGAAAUAGAGUUGUCUAUCUUAAUGGAAUAUAUGCCCGGCGGCUCGAUAUUUGAGUACCUUCGGAAAAAUGGUGUCUUGCCUGAAAGUACUACGAGGAAAUAUACAAGACAAAUACUGGAAGGAGUAGCGUAUCUUCAUUCUAAUUUGAUAGUUCAUCGCGAUAUUAAAGGCAAUCGAUUAAUUUUAAUAUUAUAUCCAAAUGAUGCGAAUAUUUUAUUAGAUAGUUACGGAAAUGUGAAAUUAGCUGAUUUUGGGUCUGCAAGAAGAAUUAAGUCAUUGCAAACAAUGAGUGGACUUAAAUCACUUCAUGGCACAUCGUAUUGGAUUAGUCCAGAAGUUGCAAAAGGCGAAGGCUAUGGUAGAAAGGCUGACAUUUGGAGCGUCGGUUGCACGGUUGUUGAGAUGUUAACAGCUCAUCCUCCUUUGCGUGAAUAUGAACCGUUAGCGGCAGUCUUCAAGAUUGCUACCGAACAGAUCUAUCCUUCAUUACCGGAACAUAGUUCAGAAUCUGCUAAAGAGUUUAUAAGGGCAACAUUCAGACGAGAUACUAAGUCAAGACCAAGUGCAGGAGAUUUACUAAGAUAUAAGUUCAUAACUGCUGUACGUUAA